AUGUCUAGUUUAAAAUUGAGUGUCAAGGAUCUUUCAAGAAAAGCGUUACAAGCAUUAAUACAAGAAUGUUCUAAAAAUGAAAAAUUACAAAAUGACACAGAAAUCCAAAUGAUUAUAAAUACAGGGAAAAAAAUGGCAGUUACAAAAGAUUAUGUCCCACGUAUUAUCCCACUAACACAAUGUAAAUUAAACCAUCCUAAGGAUCUUAGAAUUCUUUUGAUUACAAAAGAUCCUUCUAGUAGAUACCGUGAAGCCAUUGAUAAUGAUGAUUCAAUUAAAGAUUUAAUUAAAGAAAUUAUUUCAGUAAAAAAUUUAAAACGUAGAUAUAGAGGUAGCAAACUAAAUAUGUUAUAUAGAGAAUUUGAUUUGGUGGUAGCAGAUUAUAGAGUGCAUCAUCUUUUACCAAAGAUUUUGGGGAGUACAUUUUUUUCUACUACUAAGAAGAUACCGUUUGUUAUUAAAAUGUCCAGGCAUAUCAAAGUUAGAGGGGAGAAGCUGGAUGAAGAAUGUGAUAUUAAAUAUAUCAGAGCACAACUGAAAAGUAUUGCCAAGAAUGCGUAUUAUUUGCCUAAUGAGGAUAACUGUUUAACCAUUCGAAUUGGUGAUAUAAAUAAGCACAGUAUCGAUGAAAUAUUGAACAAUGUUAUAGAUAUUGUUCAAUUUUUAACUGAUUCUACCAAGAAACCACAAGGGGGUAUAAUUAAAGGUAAUAUUGCAAGUAUUUUUGUAAAAACUGCUAAUAGUAUUAGUUUACCUCUGUACAAAGGUGAAAAUGGUAAUAAGAGUUAUAAGCCAAAUUAUGAGGAAGAAUUAAAGAAUUUUAAGCUCUGA
Messenger RNA from Arxiozyma heterogenica, 831 nucleotides. It is a transcript of the gene UTP30, whose product is annotated as Utp30p. NCBI's taxonomy places the organism in Eukaryota, Fungi, Ascomycota, Saccharomycetes, Saccharomycetales, Saccharomycetaceae. The transcript has a single exon. Bases 1 to 831 code for a protein of 276 amino acids. The record is from RefSeq and is a predicted model, not a curated record.